GCAGCCGUCAGUAGGAGACGUGGGCCGCUCUCGCCCGACUUCUGCGCUCUAGCCGGUUCCGUAGGAGCGGACAGAACCGGUUCACUGGGUUCCCAAUUUGAAACGAAGUAGAUCCGGGAGAGGCGUGCUCCAUCUUAACGGUGACGGAACACCGGUAGGCGGCGGGAGUGGGGCGCCGCGGGGAGCGACUGAAGCUGCAUAACCGGAAGUGUCUUGGAUGCGUCGUUUCCGGAAGUGUGGCCGCACCGCGGCGGCACCCGGAAAUAGGAUGCUGCCUCGCCCCGGGAGUCGGACCCUUUGAGAUACAGGGGUUAAACCGGUGUUUAUGUAUCUUUGCUUUUUCGAGCCAAUAGAGAGCCUCUGUCUGCGGAAAGUGUUUGGACAUGAUUUUGAAUGUCUCUUCCCCUGGAAAGCCGUGGGAGAAACGAGCACGGGGAAUGUGUCCAGGGGGCCUGGCUCUGUAAAGGCUUCUGAGAAGUUUCUUUUGCUGCCUGUCACCCUCCAUUCCCCUACCCCCAGGGAUGUGCAGAUGGAGGCCGGCGGAGACGCUGCUGCCCCAGCCCCCGGGGGCGCGCAGGACUUGGAGGGCACCCAGUUCCCUAGUGAGGAGACUGAGGAUAGUGGCGUUCCAUCGGGCCCGCCAGAUCCUGGAGACGCGGACCCGGAGGAAACAGGAUCCAAGGCCGAGGAUGAGCCACCCAGCCACCUGUCACCACUGCCCCCGUCGGAGGACCCGUUAUGCACCUGUGAACCCUGGAGCUCUGCAGCCUCGGAUAGUAGUCCCAUCCAUGGCCCUGAGAGUGGCUCCGGGGGCCAGGGUGGGGACCCCAGUGAGGAGGACUGGCGCAGUCAACGGAAGCACGUAUUCGUGCUGAGCGAGGCUGGCAAGCCCAUCUACUCCCGGUACGGUAGUGUGGAGGCGCUGUCGGCUACCAUGGGUGUGAUGACAGCCCUCGUGUCCUUCGUGCAGAGUGCAGGGGACACCAUCCGCGCCAUCUAUGCCGAGGACCACAAGCUGGUGUUCCUACAGCAGGGCCCCCUGCUGCUGGUGGCUGUGUCUCGGACUCCUCAAUCAGCAGCCCAGCUCCGAGAGGAGCUACUAGCCGUGCACGCGCAGAUUGUGAGCACACUGACACGCGCAAGCGUGGCCCGCAUCUUCGCACACAAGCAGAACUACGACCUCCGCCGCCUGCUGGCUGGCUCCGAGCGCACGCUGGACCGGCUUCUGGACAGCGUGGAGCGAGAUCCCGGAGCCCUGCUCCUGGGCGCCGUGCGCUGCGUGCCACUUGCCCGUCCCCUGCGGGAGGCACUGGGCACAUUGCUGCGGCGCUGCACGGCACCCGGCUUGGCCCUGUCCGUGCUGGCAGUGGGCGGCCGACUGAUAACAGCAGCCCAGGAGCGGAACGUGCUGGCCGAGUGCCGGCUGGACCCAGCUGACCUGCAGCUGCUGCUCGACUGGGUGGGAGCGCCAGCCUUCGCAGCGGGUGAGGCAUGGGCACCCGUGUGCCUGCCCCGCUUCAACCCUGAUGGUUUCUUCUACGCCUACGUGGCCCGCCUGGACUCUAUGCCUGUCUGCCUGCUGCUGCUUGGCACCCACCGCGAAGCCUUUCACGCCAUGGCCGCCUGCCGCCGCCUGGUAGAAGACGGGAUGCGCACUCUCGGUGCCCUGCGUGCCCUGGGGGAGGCAGCCAACUCCAGUGCACAGGCAGCCAGUACCCCUGCCUACAGCGUGCAGGCUGUGGGGGCACCUGGCCUCCGGCACUUCCUCUAUAAGCCACUGGACAUCCCUGACCAUCACCGCCAGCUGCCCCAGUUCACCAGCCCCGAGCUAGAGGCACCGUACAGCAGAGAGGAGGAGCGGCAGCGGCUGUCAGACCUGUACCACCGCCUGCAUGCUCGCCUGCACAGCACCUCCAGACCCCUGCGUCUCAUCUACCACGUGGCUGAGAAGGAAACGCUGCUAGCCUGGGUGACCUCCAAAUUCGAGCUCUAUACCUGCCUCAGCCCUCUGGUGACCAAAGCAGGAGCCAUCUUGGUAGUGACCAAACUCCUGCGCUGGGUGAAGAAAGAGGAGGACCGACUCUUCAUCCGUUGCCCACCCAAGUACUCUACACCCCCAGCCACCUCUGCAGACCAGGCUCCCCACAAUGGCUUGUUCACUGGCCUCUAAAUGGUAGAGCUCAGACUGCUGGGAGUGACCACCUUGACUUUUGCCUUCUGUCUCCACCCUGGAAAUGUGGUGGGAAUCUGUCUGUGGCUGGCACCUGUCUCCCUGAGCACCUAGGCAAGAAACGAGAGCUGCCCACAAAUGGGAGGUGGGUGGUAGCAGCCAGGGACGCAAUGUGCCCCUCUAGUCCCCUUGUGUCCUUCUCUUCUCCCUCUGUCUCACCUCCUUACCAUGGAUGAUGGUCCUUCAUCGGGCUUUACCCUCUAAACUGCUUCAGAAGUCUCUUUCUCACUGGACUGAGCCCUGUAUGUGCAGGGCUGGCAGGUCUCAGGAGUGACCCACAGCUGCUCUAGAAUUGGGGAUGCAGGGUCAGCCCGUGCCCAUAACCACCCUAGGGUAUUUGGCAAACAAAAAAUCCUGUACAUAAAAGCUCUAAAACUAAGCCCCACAAAAAUAUUCCUUUGCCCUUUAUCUGAGCGCUGCCCAAAAAAAAUGAGCCCUGUUCAUGUUGGCUGUUUCUAGUAUUAAUGAGGAGGUGGCUUCAGUAUCCACCUGUGUAACACAAGAUACACAGUACCUAAGGUCUCACACAGUGGCUAAGAAAGGAGGUGUAAUUAGCUUCUAAAGCUUAUCUUACUUAUCCAGGAAACAAAGGUAACUCGCGCAUGGGCUCUCUAAUGAAGAUUUGCAAACGGAAAGGGAUUCAAAUUCAUGUACAACUACACAUCAUAUGCACAUUUGUCUCAGACUCUGGCAACCUGCAACAAAAUGUGUGCACAACCUCACACCCAACUGCCCAGUACCCCAGUACUGCCCUUGUUUGUCUAAAACCAGUUAUAGCCUCGUGGUUGUACGCAUGCGUGCUGCCCAUUAGGGUGGGGAGCGUGCGCGAACGUUCUGCGCGUGCUCAGUAGAUACCCAGUUCCCGUGCCUGGUGAGCUAAUGCCGUGAAACUGUUCAGCACGCAUGCGCAUGGGUUUUUUUUUUGUUUUAACCCAUCAUCGGCGUCCACGGCAGAAGAGCAAGAUUCGCCUUGGAAAAUGGCGGGGAACCUGGAGCGUUUGACGGAGGAGCCAUCAGAAGCCAUGGAGAAGGGUGAAGGUAGUGAGGGCCAGUGGGCAGCCUCUUACCCUCUAGGGACAGAAGGGAGGGAGGAUUCGACCACUGCAAUAACUAAAUGAUGAUAGUAGUAGCUUUUUGAAAAAGAAGUAAAAUUUUAAGCCUUUUAUUAUUGAAAGAAACUUUUAACUGUUCCACAAAGUGGAAAUAAAUAACAUGCACAUUCUCAUCACCUAGGUUAACUUUUGUCAAUUUUAUUGACUAUACUGUUCAACUACUUUUAAGUAAACAAUAAAUAGUUCAUAUGCAUCUCUUCAAAUGAAACAGACCAAGGUGUUUUUUAAAAAAAAAAAAAAAUCCCCUUGCGGCUGGCAGACCUAAGAAAAUUAGCUAAUUUCCCAAUAUCUGUUUCACACCUGGCCUAGAUCACACUACAUGGAUUCUUCAUCGAGCAUGGCUUUCCUUUCAGGCAACUGUUCUCAAAUUUGACUUGUUUGAUGAUGACAGCUCCCUAGUGCACUGGGGCUGGGAUGGUGAUGGUGGUAAUUCAACCUAGAAACUUGGAAAUUGUAGACCCACUAAAUGGGAGGGAUCCCCCAAGGUAAUAUCCACUAGUAUGCCUCUAGCAAUUUGUAUUUUUUAGAGAUUUUCAACAUACAGCCAAGUAGUGAAAAUAGCAUGAGGAAUACUCAUGUACCUGCCACUCGAUUCAACAGAUGCUUAAAUUCCUGCCCUCCAUUUAUGUCUCCCUUGCCUGCACACUCUUUGAAUCAGUAUAAUAAUAAACACCUUAGAUUACAUCUUGUCAAACCCUGUGCAGACAUCAAAAUAAUUAUUCAUCCAUUACCUGUCCUAGGGUGUGAACUCCAUGAGAACAAAGACUUUACUGCUGUCUCCCCAGCACCUAAAGCAAUGCCUACUUGGCACACAGAUGGUGGUCAGUAAUUUCUGAUGUGUGCAUAAUGAAAUAACAAACAGUAUUAUCUAAGAGCCGCAUGUUGAAUGCCAACUUU
Heterocephalus glaber (naked mole-rat) is the source of this 4239-nucleotide messenger RNA. It is a transcript of the gene Mon1b, whose product is annotated as MON1 vesicular trafficking associated B. The record is from RefSeq and is a predicted model, not a curated record. Gene Ontology annotation, biological process: protein targeting to vacuole; vesicle-mediated transport. Gene Ontology annotation, cellular component: Mon1-Ccz1 complex. Lineage: Eukaryota; Metazoa; Chordata; Mammalia; Rodentia; Bathyergidae.